UUCAGCAAAAUUGGAGGGGGGGCCAAGGAAGGCUAUAAAAAAAUACCUUGCUUCAGCCAAUCAGCAGAAGCCAAAAACAGCUGUUAAAAGGAGCUGGAUGCUUGGAAGAGCAACUAUAGCGCAAUUUAAUAAAGGAGGAGAGAUUAAUACACACAUAAAUAUAUAUAUAUCACAUACACACAUUUUCUCUCUCUCUCUCUUGCGCUCUUUCAAACUCAAAAAGUUCCCAAGGAUUCUUAGACAGACGCGAAGAAAAGAGAAAACGCCAACUGGAAUUGACAUUGAUUUUUUUGUGGUUUCUUUUCUUUCUUUUUUCCUCUUCCACCGGCUUUUCAUUCAAGCUCCUUUAUUCAGAAGGAAGGAAGCCCCCUUUUUGAAGAGAGAGGUAUAUUUAUAUAUUUGUAUUUCUUUAAAAAUUUGGAACAAAAGGAAAGGAAAACCUCAGCUCCAUCCUGUUGCACAGGCUUCCAGAUCGCUGCCGGGUUUUUUUGUUUUAAAAAAGAGUGUGUAUGCGCUGAAAAGAAGACAGCUCAAAAAGACUUGGCAUUGAGGUGGGGAAAGAGAGAGAGAGAGAGAGAAACCCCACAAUUCUGGAAAAGGGACUUCUUGAUGGUCCAUUUUAAAGAAAUUUAAAUAGGCAGUGAGGGACUUCAUGCUGGGGUGUUUGAGGUGGUGACGAGGUGGAUUUCAAAACCCAAAGGAGAGUGGAUGAUGCUCCUUGCUUAGGUGCUGUGAGCCACAGAUAAGACAGAAGGAGUGAGCUCAAUUGCCUCUGUUUACUGCCCACAUCCUUUGUGUGCAUCAGCUGAGUUGUUGAUUUGUUUUUGUUUUUAUUUUUUGCUAAUCUCAGGGGCUCCUCUUUUUCCUUAAAAGAAUCUUCGUUCUCCCUCAAAGAUCACCAAGCUUUUUUAAAAAAAAAAAAAUUUGUUGCCCUUUCUCCCCGCAAGGUUACUUUUAGCAAAACAAAACAAAAUGUUCCAAAUGUUUCUUCUUUGGUUUAUCACCUGCUGCCACCUGGUCCUCGCUGUGGACGAACGGGCCCGUUUCGGCCAGUAUCAAGAAGAAAUAAUUUUCCCCGAGAGACUCAAUGCCACAUUCCAUCUUGUGGGUUGGGAUGAGAGUGGCAUGCUAGGCAACGGCCUGGAUAGCAGCGGCAGCUCAGAUGAGCGGCUCUCCUACCGCCUUCGCGUGUUCGGUGAAGAACUGCUCUUAAAUUUAGAGAAAGACCCUAGCUUCGUCGCAGAGGGCUUGACGGUCCAGUAUUUGGGACGGUCGGCACAAGCAGUGGACGGCUUGGCCGAGCAAGGGACCUACUUCACUGGCACGGUGAACUCUGAUCCGGAAUCGAUUGUGGCGGUCAAUUACGAUGGGGCGUCGCUGCUGGGAGUGCUUCAGUACCGUGGCACUGAGUACCACAUGCAGCCCCUGGAAGGGGGAGCCCCAAACACGGCAGGAGGAGCUGGCGCCCACGUGGUGAGGAAGAAGAUGCCAGAGAAAACGGACAGGCCAAUGUGUGGCGUCGGGUCCCAGGCGCCCGAGAGCGCGACAGCCCCUGCAGGCAAACCAUUGCCCAAGGACGAAGCAUCUCCCAGAAGAGCAAAGCGGUUUGCUUCCAUCCCACGCUAUGUGGAGACUCUGGUGGUGGCUGACGAAGAGAUGGCACAUUUCCACGGCGCAGGCCUCAAGCGUUACCUCCUCACCAUCAUGGCAGCCGCCGCCAAGUUCUUCCGACACCCCAGCCUGAAGAAUCCAGUCAACUUAGUUGUGACCAGGCUGGUUGUGAUUGGACAAUCCGAGGAUGGGUUGCGGGUGUCUUCCAAUGCUGCUGAGACGCUGCGGAAUUUCUGCACGUGGCAGAAAGGCCUCAACAAGGAGAGUGACGAGGACCCUGAGCAUUUCGACACGGCCAUUCUUUUCACCAGGGAGAAUCUUUGCGGGCGCUCUAGCUGUGGCACUCUGGGCAUGGCGGAUGUGGGCACUGUGUGUGACCCAGAACGCAGCUGCUCCAUCGUGGAGGACGACGGGCUCCAGUCUGCUUUCACCGCAGCGCAUGAGCUUGGCCAUGUCUUCAACAUGCUCCAUGAUGAUGACAAGCACUGCAGAGAGAUGAACCGCCACUCAAACUCGCGCCACAUGAUGGCCUCCAUCAUGUCACCCGUGGACCCCGAAGAGAUGUGGUCCCCUUGCAGUGCCCGCUUCAUCACUGACUUCCUAGACAACGACCACGGCCGCUGCCUCUUAGACAAACCACGCGAACCCCUGCACCUCCCAGCUGCCUUCCCUGGUAGUGAUUACGACGUGGACCAGCAGUGCCAGCUGAGCUUUGGGCCCGACUCGCGCCACUGCCCCAGCAUGCGUCCCCCUUGUUCCUCAUUGUGGUGCACGGGGCAGAUCAACGGGCAAUACAUGUGCCAGACGAAAUACUUCCCCUGGGCCGACGGGACACCUUGCGGUGAAGGCAAGAGUUGCAUGAGCGGCCAGUGCAUCAGCAAAGUCGACUUGAAGGCGUACAAUAUUCCCACCCAUGGUGGCUGGGGACGUUGGGGCCCGUGGGGCGACUGCUCCCGCAGCUGUGGAGGGGGAGUGCAUUACUCCACCCGCGAGUGCAACAAGCCUGUCCCACGCAAUGGUGGCAAGUACUGCGAGGGGAAACGCACCCAGUACCGCUCCUGCAACGUCCAGAAUUGCCACGAUGGGAACGCACUGACCUACCGGGAACAGCAGUGUGCUGUCUACAAUCACCGCACGGACAUGUUCAAGGACUACCCUGCCCCCAUGGACUGGGUGCCCCGCUACAGCGGUGUGGCUGAGCGUGAUCAGUGCAAGUUGACCUGCCAAUCCCAUGCCCUGGGCUACUACUAUGUCCUGGAACCGAAGGUGGCUGAUGGAACACCUUGCUCCCCCGACUCCACUUCAGUCUGUGUCCAGGGGCGCUGCGUCCACGCUGGUUGCGAUCGUGUCAUUGGCUCGAAGAAGAAGUUUGACAAAUGCAUGGCAUGUGGAGGGGACAACUCUGGAUGCACCAAGAUCUAUGGUUCUUUCACCAACCCUCAGUACGGUUACAACGAUGUGGUUAUCAUCCCGGCGGGAGCCACCAACAUCCUGAUCCGCCAGAGCAGCGGUCCAUCAUCCUCCAGCGACGGGAUCUACCUGGCUCUCCGCCGGCGGGACAGCACUUACGCCCUCAACGGCAACUACAUCCUGGCACCUUCUGAGCAGGACGUUCACCUGCCAGGCGGGGUGAACCUGCGCUACAGCGGGGCCACCAAGGCCAUGGAGACGAUCGUGGGGCGUGGGCCCCUGAAAGAACCGCUUACCUUGCAAGCCUUGGUGGUGACCGACCAGAAGACCCCCCGCCUCAAGUACACCUUCUUCGUCCCCAAGGCUCCAAAGAGGUUGUCGAGCCAGUGGCUGAAGCAGAAGGCUCGCAUCUUGGAGGUCCUAAGGAACCGGAGAGGCCGCAAAUAGACAUGCGCACCUCUCGCGGAGAGGUGGUUCCUGGCCAGGCCUCCUGACUUGCUCUGGCCCCUGCAACCCACAAUGGAGGCAGGCGUCUGCGUGCGGAGGGGGCUCAAAAGGCACGUCUUCUUAAUGUUGCUUUCCCGAAGAUGUCCAAACUGCACCAAACCUUCCCCACCAACCCCACAAACAAGAGACCCUAAGCAGCAAAAGCUGUUAGCAAAAAAGCAGGUACAGUACCAGGUUUUGGUCCCUGCUCGAUGGCUCAGGGACCUUCCAGGACCUUCCUCUGCAGCGUGUCGUGGACUCUCUUUCUUGGCUCAGCCUGGACAUUUGAAGACUCAGGACACAAACCAAGUUGUGGGGGAAAGGGGCAAGCACCCAGAGGCUUAAGGCCUUGUGUGCCUGAAAGGGCUUGACCUCAAGUGUGGGUUUGUCAAGCCAAGCUGUUUCCUCCUCCCUGGGAGGGAUCUGAUAAGUUAUGGGGCGAGGGUCAGCCGGGCUACAAAAUGGCAUCCAGGGUGGGGAGGAGGAGAUGAAGAAAAGCCUCUUGCUGUUUUCUUUUGAGGGGGGAAUGAGCGACAGGGAGAAGCAACGGAGCUAACUGAAGAGAACAGGCAUCAAUUCUGCAAAAACAACAUCUGGCUUAGCCGAGGCCGUCAACGGGCCUAUUCUCCAUUGUGCUUGUUCCCUCAAUUUUUUUUUUUAUUCCUGUCCGCUCGUGUACUGUAUUUAUUAUCCUUUUUAUUUAUUCACUACUCUGGAUGCAUAAAGAGUAUUACAGGCAUCCCCAAACUUCGGCCCUCCAGAUGUUUUGGACUACAAUUCCCAUCAUCCCUGACCACUGGUCCUGUUAGCUAGGGAUCAUGGGGGUUGUAGGCCAAAACAUCUGGAGGGCCGCAGUUUGGGGAUGCCUGGAGUAUUCAUUGUGGGGAGGGUUUAUAUAUAUAUAUUUGUUGUUGUUGCUGCUGCUGCUGCUGUUUUUUUAAAAAACAAAACAAAGGAGGCAGCAAUGUUCCUCAGCCUCACCAAAACUUGGCAAGUUUACACCACACGUUUUUCUGGGGGAGCCAGAAAAUGUGCUCGAAUCAGCGGCGUCUACCUCAGCCUCUUAGCGCCUCCUUCUUCCCCCACUCUCUGCUCUCAAAUGGGCUUUUUUUUUUUUUGGCCCACCCCACAGCUGUCUCUGGCUUUGGACAGACUCUUCUGCCAGGACAGGCGAGCCUCUCUUAUUUUUUUGGCAGCACGUGCCUUUCUCCUUUUUCUUGCGGCAAUGACAAGGCACCAGAGAAAUUACAGGCCUUGGUUUGGGGGGGAAAGCCGUUCCCGUAGUGGUCAGGCUCUCGGGGCUUUUUCCCCAUAGCAGGCCGACCUCAGACAGACCUCCCUUCUUAUAUCUUGUCAAGGGAGGGGUGAAGGGACCAGGCCUUUGUGCCUCUCUCACUGUUGCGGCCUGCAGAAGAGGCCUCGGUGAAGAAUUCCCUCCCCUCAGCCCAGAAAAUAAUGUUGUGUCUGGGCUGGUUCCCAAUUAUCACAGGUUGCGAGGGGAGCUGACGGCCCUAACAUUAUGGGCUAGGAGGCACUGCCGAGUGAGUAGCAAGGGAAUAAGCAGUAGCUUAGCAUGAGGAGGCCGUUAAAAGGGAAUUAUUUUUCCCAACGUAAAAAAAAAAGUGAGGGGAAGCAGGUGAUUUCAUUGAGGUGGCAGGGAGAGAGAAGGCCACAUCCAAUGCCUGUCAUAGAGCAAACCCAGUGGAAUCAAUGGUUCGGACUCGCUUAGGUCCACAAAUUUCAGUGGGGCUACUCUGAGUAAAAGUCAGUUGGCCAUCGUCCCUAGACGCUGACGUUCAAUUCUUCUAAAAUGAGAGCAGGGGUUAGCGGUUGCAGCGGUGAAGUAGGGCGAAGGUGGGAAACAAUGGGACUCCACCAGCUCUGAGAUGCGAAAGGAUGCCAAGCCAGGGUCUUCCCAUUGUCUCUCCCCUCCCCAAACACCUGAGGAGUAGAAGCACAUGGGCCAAGAGGCAGCAAAAGGGAACAAGAAACUCAUUCUGCACAUUGCUGUGCCAGAAGCACCAGCCCUUACAACAGGGGUAGGGAACAUUGGGCCCCCCAGAUGCUCUUGAACUGCAAUUCCCAUCAUCUCUGGCCAUUGGCCCUGCUUGCUGGGGCUGAUGGGAGUUGUAGUUGAGCAACAUGAGCUAUGCCCAUACCGAGGCUAAGUUUCCCCCUGGAGGGGGUGAAUUCUAUUUAAAACCUCUGUAGAACCAGAGGGACCCCCCCAAAACAACCCCCCAGUUUUGUCAGUGAUGGCCCUUUCCCUCAACCACAGGGACUGACACUGAUAGUAAAUAAUUUAAUUAAACUAUAAAUUAUAAAUCAAUGAGAAUAGCAGCAAAAGCCUUAACUGGCCCCGGGGCAAGUCCCCAGGGGUCAUGAGGUUGGGUUUUAUAUUCGUUUUGUAUAGAACAGUGUGUUUGAUCUUAAUAACUAUUGUUGGGGAUCUGGGGUUAUUUUGUUCGUUUUGAAAUAAUAAAAUCUCCGCCAGGUUAUUUAAUGCUAUUUAUAAACCCGGUGUCUUGGUGUGACUCUUUUGGUGGGUGCUGUUAUACUGCUACCCCUGGUAUUUAGCAGUGGCUUUGGAGAAAGAAUUAAGAGGGGGUGAGGAACCUCAGGCCCAGUGGCCAAAUGCAACUUUCCAGAUCUUUCUAGCUGGGUCCUGGGAACUCUCCCCAAGCCACUCCCCCUUCUCUAGGCCACGCCCCUGCCCACCGCCCAAACUCAG
Molecule: messenger RNA, 6238 nt
Organism: Zootoca vivipara (common lizard)
Lineage: Eukaryota; Metazoa; Chordata; Lepidosauria; Squamata; Lacertidae
Gene: ADAMTS4
Product: ADAM metallopeptidase with thrombospondin type 1 motif 4
Biological process (GO): proteolysis; extracellular matrix organization
Cellular component (GO): extracellular matrix
Molecular function (GO): metalloendopeptidase activity
Source: RefSeq, a predicted model, not a curated record